Messenger RNA from Oldenlandia corymbosa var. corymbosa, 2681 nucleotides. Lineage: Eukaryota; Viridiplantae; Streptophyta; Magnoliopsida; Gentianales; Rubiaceae. The record is from the annotation of a GenBank genome assembly.
UUUCCAAACAGUGACGGUUAUAGCAAUAUCUGGUCAGGAUUAAGAGAUUUCGAAGUAACUAAAACAAGUCUUAAUAUAGUAGUACUCCAGUAUUAUUGAUACUUACAUUAUUAAUUAGUUUGUUGACAUUUUUCGUCUUUGCCAUAUCGGGCCUACAGCUGACUAAUGAUCGAGCCCAAAUUGUUGGGCCUUUUGUUUUGAAUAGUUAACAAUAAGGGGCGGAAUGGUGUUAGGUCCGUUCGAAGAGAGAGGGAGUAAAAGAAGAUUCGGGAAUUCCGGCGAGGAAUGCAGACACGAAGUGUGUAUCUUCCCGCCGGUCAAGUUUGUGCCACCGGUAGUUUUAAGGAAAAAAAGCUUUUGCUAUGUAAAGCCCUUGUAUGUGCAGGGCAAUGGAAGGUUAGAGCCGUUAAGAGGUAUUCUAUAUAACAUUACCAUAUAUUUUUUUAUUCUACUUUAUGACAUUUUCCACUGAUUAUGCAUGAGUUCCAGUCCAAGGAUGCCAAAAUACCUGCCUGGACUUGCUUCCUGAACAUAGCUACCUAACAGUAAUCUCUUGUCGAAAUUUGAAAACCUUAGUUGUCUUGUUAGAGUUGCUAUGUUCGCUCAAAUGGUUAAUUUCCUUUUGAUAUAGUCAAUUGCUGUCUGAUCUUCUCUUCCAGGUUAUUCCUCCUGUUUGUCUGUGAUAUUAUUUUUUAUUGUUUGAAGGAAAUUGCUAUUUACAGGAAAUCUUACGCUCUCCUUGGUUUCCUAUACCCUUAAGACAGAAUGGUGGUUCGUUAUUUUUCACCUUUUUGUUACUUGUAUCAUUUAGGAUAACUGAAAAUGGUUUUCUCCUAUAAACCUGGAAAACACCAAUAAAUCUUGAAGUUUACUCGGUCUGAAAUUUAUAUGUGAAGUGUCCUUAUUCUCGCUUCUUUCACUCAUCUGGAAGAGUCGUAAAGUUAAAGUUGGUACAAGUGUUUAGUGGGGUGAUAUUUAGAGUCUACUCUCAAAAUCAUUAUUGGAAGAUAUUUUUGUGCAUGAGUUUUGAAAAUAAUUACAUACUAUUGAAAGAUACACUUUGAUAGAAUUUGAGUUUUGUGCUCGGCCUGGGAUAUACUGAGGCCCAUGACAACAUGUCGGUUGUUUUAUUUGAAAGGAAUUUGAAGCCACAUCGUUCACAUAGUAUGUUUCAUCGUUAACUUGUAUCUCCAUUCUUCUCAAAUGACAUGAUUUUAGCUUGUAAUCCUUUUCACAGCACUCUUUAUUAGAAGCAUGCGCAGAGCAAACGCAAACUGCCCACUUACAUUAACCAAUAAUGUCCUUAGACGUGGAAAGUGAAUGUGCGUUUUGAGAAUACAAGACUUAAUGGACUUUCAUGAACAGAAUUUGGUGGCUGAAACUUGUCAACCAUCACUAAUGUUGGACGUUGACGUGUAACUGCUCGUAAAAUUUUCUAUUGUGAAAUUGAAGAAAAUGGAAGCUAGUCGGCAGAAUCUUUUGUGGUAAUGAUCAUGCUGCCAUUAUCAUUUCUGCACUUUCCCUUUUUUUAGCGUGUUGGUAAAAUGUUAGACUUGAUCUUUAGAUAACUUCUAUAGUUGUCAAUCUCCUUACCCUAUUAGAUUUAGUUUUCGAAAGCAACUGAUCACCAUGCUUCAUGGAUAUGGUGUAAGGUUAUACUCAGGGUGCUGAUUGAAAUUGACACUUGAACUAUCGAAUUGUUUGUUGUUUCAUGCAUCUAUUGGUUGACUGGAUCAAAUGGUUAUUGAACUUUUUGAUUGAGUGAACAAAGUUCCUGGUUACUAAUAUUGUGAACAUUGAAUUAUGUGUCUAGUUUUAGACUUGGUAAACGUUUGCCGUUGUUUGUAAUUAUUGUUACCCAAUGUAGUAGACAUUAAUCUUAAACACUUUGGGCCCCGAAACUAUUGUGUUUUGAAUAACAUAAUGCAUGAGUAGGAAGUAUGAACACUGUUGUUCCCUGGCUCACAAAUUGUGCAAGCUUUUUACAUUCAGUAUUUGUUGCAAGAAUAUCCUGGGUCUCAUUGUUUGAAAUUGUUGGUUUGGGGAAGGACUGGGUAGGGGAAAGGCUGAUUCAAACAUCAUGUUACUUAUGUUUCCAUCUCUUGCCCAAAUGCAAUUGCCUAAUUGUGCUGUGGUGAAGGCAUUCAGUUCAUCCAGGACAUAGAGGUGCUCACUGAUAAUGCAGUCUAUCACACCCCGUCAAAAGAUGCUUGAUUUAUAGAUUGUCUGUUCCUCAUAGCCUCAGCUUGCAAUGGUUUCCUAGUUUUUGCAAUAGAGAGCAACGGCAUGUCUUAAUGUGCUCAAGAAAUGCAUGGUGAUUGGUCAACCGUUCUUAGUUUUGAAAAGGAAACAUGGUAGAAUGGCCUUAGUAAAUAUGUAUGAGUAUGAAUUGACCUAAGCUAUUUCAUUUGAAAAUAAAUGUAUACUCCACUGUUAAGCUCCGUUUGAUAUAGUCUUUUUAGAGAUCAUGAAGAAUUGAAGAUCCACUGUUACUUCGUACACUUUUCUGAUGAGAUAUGAAUACUUGGAGUGAGGGAGUCAUUCUUUGGCACCCAUAUCCAAUUCCAGUUAUUUUGAAGCUACAACGUCCUCUCCCCUUCAUGAACAUUGGUGCAAUUGUUUUAUAUUCUCUGUUUUUUUUUUUUUAUCAGUGGAUUAAGCUUCAGUGAUUCAUUCAGUUU